Messenger RNA from Trematosphaeria pertusa, 1497 nucleotides. RefSeq lists its product as uncharacterized. NCBI's taxonomy places the organism in Eukaryota, Fungi, Ascomycota, Dothideomycetes, Pleosporales, Trematosphaeriaceae. Bases 1 to 1497 code for a protein of 498 amino acids. The record is from RefSeq and is a predicted model, not a curated record. The transcript has 5 exons.
AUGAUUCGUCGUCUGGAAUUUAGCCUUGUGCCCAGUGCUACUUUUACCGCUUCGUUUUAUGCAGCCUCAAGGCCGCACUUUGAAUACUGCUGCCUUCUUGGUUCUCAGCCUACUCCCGUUCUUACUCCACAACUUAGGCCGUUUUAUACCUGUAAUCUACUAUCAAUCGGCAUUCUGCCACCGAAUCAUUUAUCGUCCGCAUGUCCUCUUGCCUUCUUCGAUUGGCUUCGCACCACACCAAUGAGCGGUCUUGAAAGCGUAGCAAGUGUAGCAACUGUUCUCGACGUCAUCAUCACGUUAGGGAAGGUGUUACGUCGUGCCAAAAACGCGACUGGAGAAUUGAAUAGUUACAUCAACGGAUUGAAAACACUGCAUAGUAUAAGCAGCGCGGUCGAUCUGGCCACCAAAAGCAUUGAAGGUCUCGAGAACUUCACCAUAGCAGAUGGGGGCAAAGAGAAGGGACUGCUCGAGUUCUGUAAUGAACAUCUAGCCAAGGUCAUCAAGGAGGCGGAUACAACGCUCCUGAAGAAAUAUGGACAAGACGAUAUUUCAUUAUUCGAGAAGUUGAAGCGGCAGAUUCGCUUCAGCCUUGACCAGGAGCCCAUCCAAGGCCUUAUUCAAUCGGUUGAACACGCGAAGUCGACAUUGCAGACAGCCCUCUCAAUGGCAGUACUAUGUCGAGACGAGUCUAGACCUCAGAAGCUGCAAGAUAAUAUCCGAGAUAUGACCCGCCAGUCCCUUGAUGAUCAUCAAGGCGUCGGGGAUAACAUGAAAGACACACUACGCGAUCAUGCCCAGCGUAUGGAGAAGUACUUUAUCCAACAGAAAGGACAGUUUCAGCAGUCAUUCCAGCAGUACAGGAAUGAACUGGGCGAACAUGCGAAGAAUCUGCAAGAGUCUUGUGAACGCAAUUGUGCCAUAUCGAUGAAGUUGGAGAAAAGGUCGUUCCAAACCAACUCGAUAAUCAGCUCGCUCGAAGAGUCCAAAAGCCAGGGUGCGGAAGCAAUCAGCGAUGUAGGGCUCCCGACUAGCCCUGGGCGAGGUGCACUUCCAGCGGACCACGCAUCGUGGCUUUCUCGAAACGGUAUACCAGAUGAUUCACCAGAAGAAGGCAUCUCGAUUCCAAUAAAUACAUCAGCCAGUCAAGAUACAAGCGACGCCUUGUGUGGACUUUGUUCAGCCAGAUUGGAAACGAAGAACUCCGGAGAUGACGUGGAUAUCGCUGCGUCCGAAAACGAUCAGGAUCCAGACUCCUUCGAAAAAGCGUUCGCGAACCUCAUCUCCGAAUCUUACUUCAAUUUGUCGGACGACACAGACACGGAUUCACUCGAUUUCUGGGAAGCAAACUCGAGUGAGGAAGACUCAGAAUCCGACAGCUCCUCUCCGUCGGUAUCGCGAUUGGGUAUUCUGGAGCUACCGGAAAGGAGGAGUUCGAUAACUCUGGGAUCUUCCCCCGACAUGUCAGGCUCUAUUGCAGGGAAGGAAUCGAAGGAUUGA